GGCGCGCCGCCGGAAAGGAGAGGGCGGCUUCCGGGCUCUGACUGGCGGGCGCUUUGUCUCGUCUUCGCCACAGUAGGCUCUUCCUGUUAGUCUCCGCUGCUACUUCUUGACUCUGGGAGGCCCAGGUGGCUCUGCAGCAGACUCUGCCACCCCUGCGGGUAUUGGGACAUCCCUAGCUGACGCCAGGACACCCGGGAAGCAGAGGAAGGGACUCCGUGGCUUUUGAGGAUGUGGCUGUGAACUUUUCCCAGGAGGAAUGGGCUUUGCUGGAUUCUUAUCAUAAGAAUCUCUACAGAGAAGUGAUGCAGGAAACCUGCAGGAACCUGGCUUCUGUAGGGGCAGGCAGUGGUCAACAGUGGCCCGAACCCUUGGACUCCUUGCUCAAAGCUGCCUCAGCUCAUCUGCCUGAAAUUCCAGUUACUGUCAUGUUGUGCGGACCCAUACAGGAACAAAAUGUGCAUCUCUCAGGUAGCUACCCUGCGCCCACAGACUGACAACAGGUGGUGACCCAGGGGAAAUUGCUUCACCAACUUUAAUAAAAUUAAUUACAGAAGAAUGAUAGUUUCCAUCAGCUUGCUGGCAGCAUGUUUCUGGAGGGGAAGCUGCAUCUCUUCCGGCCCAGGAUCCAUUGUCACCUUCAGAGAGAGAAGCGCCAAGGGAUCCUCAGAGACACCAUGACGGCAGCGCCAACCAAAAUCCACCCAGACAGCCGACUUUCCCGGAGCGCUGUUAUGUCUUUUUGGACUGAGAUGACUCAAGAAGAAAUGUCCCUAAUCUUCGUCCAUCUCCAGACUUGGGAGAAGGUUGUGAAGAAAUGUGGCUUCCAAAGUGAUGAGGCUGAUAUGCUGUCCUGUGUUCUGUUUGAAGAACUGAUGCGAUGUGACAAAGAUUCCGUGCCAGAUGGGUAUCUGUCAGAGGAGGAAAAACUGUUUCUCUCAUAUUUUCCUUUGCACAAAUUUGAGCUAGAACAGAACAUCAAAGAACUUAACAUCCUUGCGGACCAAGUUGACACCACUCACAAGUUGCUGACCAAGACCAGCCUGGUGGCCAGCUCUUCCGGGGCUGUUUCUGGGGUCAUGAGCAUCCUGGGUUUGGCCCUAGCACCUGUGACAGCAGGAGGCAGUCUCAUGCUCUCAGCAGCUGUGACAGGGUUGGGGGCAGCAGCUGCCAUCACCAACAUAGUAACAAAUGUUUUAGAAAAUAGGAACGAUUCAGCAGCAAGAGACAAAGCCAGCCGACUGGGGCCUCUGACGACAUCACAUGAGGCUUUCGGAGAAAUAAAUUGGUCUGAAAUCGGGGCUGCUGGCUUUUGUGUUGAUAAGUGUGUAAAAGCCAUCAAGGGCAUCAGGGACCUUCGUGCCUACCAGGUGGCCAAAGCCAAGUUCAUGGCUAUGGUCAAGAAUUUUGUGGUCACAAGACACAUCCCUUUCUGGAGGGCUAGAGGGGUGCAGAGAGCCUUUGAGGGCACAACGCUGGCCAUGACCAAUGGUGCCCGGGUGAUGGGUGCUGCUGGGGCUGGCUUCUUACUUCUGAAAGACAUGAGCAGCUUCCUGCAGAGCUGGAAGCACCUGGAGGAUGGGGCAAGGACGGAGACAGCAGAGGAACUGAGGACACUUGCUAAGAAGCUGAAGCAGGACCUGGACUGGCUCACUGAGCGCCACCGGCACCUGCUACAGAAGGCAAGCCGGACCUGUUCCAGCUGCUGGGGAAGGGCUGUUCGAGGAUCCCGUGUGGUUAAACCAGAAGGGUCUCGCUCACCUCUCCCCUGGCUUGUCGUGGAGCACCAGCCUAGUCUGGUCCCUGGUGGGGCACUGAGAACACCAAAGAGGACAGUCUCUGCCCCAAGGACACUUGGCCACCGGCCAGCCCCACCAGCACCAGGCCCCGGGAAGACACAGUGAGAAGAGAUGGUCCAUUCGUUCAUUCAUGAAGUUAAUGCACAAAUCUCAAUUGGGCACACCUCUGUGCCAGGCAUCAUGCCAGGCCUAGCAGUGAAUAAGACAGACAAGGGCUAGGUGUGCAAAGUGAAGAAUGACGUCGCCCAGCCCUGUAAUUUCUGGGAGCUCAAGUGAACCCACUGUGGGAUCCCUAAGAGGCUGCAGAAGUGAGUAAACUAUUUCCUUUUUUUUUUCUUUUUUACCCUAGUCAGUCACCCUGUCACCAUUGAACCUUCAUUUAACAGAGGCAAAAUGCAAGUCUUUGAUGAAGAAUAAGGGGGUAGGGAAGCUUCUAGUGGCAAUGAUAAAACCAGCAGCAAUGAUAAUAGAAGACAAACCUGCAACAGUUUGUGGUCACCCUUGGGGACUCCAGAAAUACCUGGGGUGGAAGACACAUUUGCAAGAGACCAGGUUUUUUGUGGGUACAGAUGGAGUUGGAGGCCGAGAAGACCUACAUGUUCAUGUUAAUUAAAACUGGAGCUGGAACACAUUCCAAACUCAUGUAUUUUCCAAAUUGUAUGUAACUACAUAGUACCUUCAUAAUGAAAAUGAAAACAAUUUUAAACUA
Messenger RNA from Chlorocebus sabaeus (green monkey), 2505 nucleotides. Lineage: Eukaryota; Metazoa; Chordata; Mammalia; Primates; Cercopithecidae. The record is from RefSeq and is a predicted model, not a curated record.